UUUGCAUGAGUUGUUGGUAAGUAAAAAACCAUGCAUUGUUGUAUCAUAUGUGAACAUUUUUACUGAAAUGGAUUUAAAUCAGAUGAAAAGAUUCUUAGUUUGGGCUUCGAUUUGCGGCCUUUUGAAGACAGCUUGUGGCGUUACAGUAAAGUAUAGCUGCUUGCCUUCACAAGUGACCGGAAGUGAGUUUAAAUUCACAGUGAGGGUGAGGAAAGAUGGUGAUAAUACUAUUACAGGGAUUGCAGCUGUCGACUCGAAAGUAAACCCCAACCCAGGCAAUACACCAGCAGCAUCCGGUUGCACGACGACAACUGAAGAAAGCACGGGUAUUUACGCAUUAUCUGCAGACAUCGACACUGACUCCUUGUCAUGUGGAGUUUCAUUGGAUAGUGGAACAACCUACAACAUUCAGAUUCGCGCAACAGGGACCAACAGUUACUUCACUUUUCAAUGCGAUACGACAGACCUCCUACCAUCUUCAGUGUCGGUUACUAAUUUCGCAACAACAGGUGUAACUGGUGUUCUUCACCACGUUGAGAAUCCUUUUGGGAUCAAGGCACAAGUGUUGGAUGCAGACGGAAACUACGCGCCUGUGCGUUCAGUUAAACUAGGCCAAGACAUCAAACUCAGGCUUAUCUAUGAUACUGGGCAUCUGGAAACUGGUCCAACAAAUUUAGGGAUGGUGUUCCAUACCGGCUAUAUACGGCAUACAGGCUCAGAGCUGUAUCUAAAGUUGUUCACCCCAGGUCUCGGGACCAAUGUCCACAUAACAGGAGUACUAUCUGGAAAAACAAUCGACGAAUGGGUUGUUGUCAAACGUGACAGCCCGGUCAAAGUGAGUAUACCAAGUGAGUACCAGAAUACAGUGGCGACGAAAUCAUCAUGGACAAAGGAAGUUCGUGGUCUAAAAAUUGAAUCACGUGACUGCAAAAUAGGGGUAAUCCUUGGGGCUGAGAAAGGUACAGAUACCUCCGCGAUGACUGUCCUUCCUGAUGACAUUCUCGGGGAUUCUUAUCGCCCAUUUGCAUCAACAGAAACCGCCGUUAACGGUGAUCAAGAGGUCUUAUUGGUGGCCACAGUUGCAUCGACAGAAGUGGAGAUUAAAUACAAUGAUUUUACUAAACCUGGAGGUUUUCAAGUUGACAAUACAAAUGUUGGAAAUGGUGCUGCCCAAACAACAGUUACUCUGAACGAAAAUGAAUUGCUCCAUAUUUUGUGUGACACUGAGUGUGAUGAGCUGCAAAUCACUAGCACAGAGAUUAUAGCUGUUGUAUCUGGCUGGGACAACAAAGGUCAUGCUACAAGUACGUCUGCACUAGGAGACUCAUCGGCGCAGGUAAUUCCAAACAAGUACUAUAGUGACGAAUAUGUUACAUUACAAUCUGGCUUAUUUGAAUAUGGAUAUAUAAUCUUGAAUGAAGACCCCAUUGAUACCACGAUUACUUAUGCCGACAGCAGCGCACCUUCUACUUCAGUAAAUCAAGCUACGUUUUAUAAAGAUUUUGAUCGUUCUGAAGUGUCAUUCGAAACCCCGGUUUCUGUGUACAUGCAUGUUUCAGACGGUAGUUCUGGUACUCCAGCCCUUCUACAAUAUCCAUCUGUUGAACAAUGGGCAACAUCGUACUUUUUACCAUUAGAAGAUGGCGUAAAUUAUAUCGCUAACAUAGUUACUCAAAAGGGUGAAUACAGUAGUAUAACCAUGAAUGGUCGGUCAUUAAUGCAGUCAUUUGGUGAUGCAACUGAUGUUCCAAAGCUGCUUUCAACUGCAGCACCUGGGCGGCCGGCGUAUUACGAAGUAAAAGAAUUGAACUUUGACAAAAAUACGUUUGACGGCAAGUUAAACGUCCACUUUGAAUCUGGAGACAGGUCAAAACCUUUUAUGUUAUUCAUGUUGAAAAGAGGCACUGACAAUUCUUUAACUGCGUUUUUACCUUUCGGAGUCCGGUAUCCGACCACUAAUCCGUGUGUUCCAUCAACUUCGGUUCCUGGAGAUAACCUAGAUAACGACUGUGACGGUAAAGUCGACGAAGAGAUGCUGAAUAAUGUCGAUGAUGAUGGCGAUAGCAGAAUCGAUGAAGAUGUGGCUUUAAAUCCUCUCACAGCUGGAUCCCGUGGUAUCUAUGUGAAAACUCUUUUAAUCGCCGACAAUGCUGGUUUCACGUGCUCCACUACAGUUCAUUCUUCUGGUUGUAACAUUAUCACUCCAGACACAAAACUUAUGGGUGCGAUUUCGCCGUUUAAAAGGAACACUAAUCUUGCGUCAGAGUUCAGUGACUACUGGGUCAUCGACACCGAUCCUUUCAAUGCAUUCAAAUAUUUGAAUAAAGAUAAGGUCUACUUCAGGAUAGAGUAUGAUUUCUGCGUGGGGAAUUUAGCACUGUGUGAAAAAUCCUGUGCUACAAGGCGUAAAAGGUCAGCUAGUGCAGAAGACAAGUUCCUUGACCUUAUGCUUCAAGUUAACGGGAACGACACUGAAGUGCACGUGAUUGGCCCAGACAACAGUGACGUCAUAGGCAAAGGGAAACAAGCCGGCAAGCAUCCUUGUACAGACAACGCUUUGCUAUGGGUGCCAGUGACCCUUCUCCUUCUGAUGACCUUAUUUUACGCGACCAUGACAGUGUUCUUCUUAUACUACCGUUAUAAAAUCAUGAACAACUUGUAACAAUUAUGUUUAGAUAUAAAAAAUGUGGCUUCAUAGUAACAUAUAAAGCAUAUAAUAAAAUGUAUGCACAGACACAAAUAGUUAUUCGCAUAUAAAACAUAUAUAUAUACAUAAGAAAAAACUUGGAUGAUAGAGGCAAUGAUUAAAUGAUCUUCUCACAUCAGGACAUUUGAAUUUCUUCACCGAGAAAGAUAUUCUGCUAGUUAACGGAAGACUUGUGGUUCUAUCUAAAUGUCUUCUGUUUACUGAAACAAGACACAAAUUGCAUCUAGGUUCUAUCCGCAAGAAAUGUGUCUGUAUAUGACUUUUACCACGGUACCUAUACUACUUCUUGACUUGUGAUUUGUUUGGGACAGAAAAAACAGUACAAAAGAAAGUUGAAAGUAAAAGUUUUUAUUUUCUAUUUUCUGCCAUAACUUAAAAAAAAUUAUCACACAUUUCAUCAAUUUUUCAUUACAAAAAGUAGAGCUGGUUAAUUCUAGCGAGAAAAAUAUAAAUAUUGAUAAAGCCAAA
Ruditapes philippinarum (Manila clam) is the source of this 3175-nucleotide messenger RNA. RefSeq lists its product as uncharacterized. The transcript has 20 exons. The record is from RefSeq and is a predicted model, not a curated record. NCBI's taxonomy places the organism in Eukaryota, Metazoa, Mollusca, Bivalvia, Venerida, Veneridae. The coding region runs from base 68 to 2662 and encodes 864 amino acids.